Molecule: messenger RNA, 843 nt
Organism: Leptinotarsa decemlineata (Colorado potato beetle)
Lineage: Eukaryota; Metazoa; Arthropoda; Insecta; Coleoptera; Chrysomelidae
Product: AN1-type zinc finger protein 1
Cellular component (GO): cytoplasm
Molecular function (GO): zinc ion binding
Source: RefSeq, a predicted model, not a curated record
AUCAAUAAAGGUAUUUUUCAAAAUGGAAUUACCAAAAAUUGGUAAGCAGUGUGCACAGUCUGAAUGCAACCAAUUAGACUUUCUUCCUCUCCAGUGUAAAUGUGGUAAAACUUUUUGUUCAGAGCACUUUUAUCUUCAUGUUCAGGCAUGUGAAACAUCAAAAAUUGUCACAGAUGAUGAACUGACGAAAAUUGGACAGUUAUUUAUUUGUUCAUCUGAGGGAUGUAGUGAAAAGAGUAUAAUCCCCCUAAUAUGUGAGAAAUGUGGAAAGCACUUUUGUGUUAAGCAUCGUCAUUUGACAGAAUGUGAACCAACCGAUGCAGAUACAUUAGCAAAGGAAAGGGAAAAAUAUGCUAAACCUGUUAGGAUGUUUAAUGAAGCCAAAGCUGUAGUGGAUCAAGAGGUAGAAAAAAAGAUAGAUGAUGCAAAGAAAAAGACCAAAAGUAGGGAAAUGGCUAGCAAACUUCAACUCAUGAAAAUCAAAAAUAAAGCCACUGGACUUAAGUCUAUACCAGUUGCGAACAGAAUAUAUUUCAAUGUAUUUCACUCAGAAAAAGCUAGCCCCAUUUUCGUUUCAAGUCAGUGGACAGUUGGACGGGCUAUUGAUGCUAUAGCACAAGAAAUGAAUCUACAGAAUAACAAUAAUAAAAGCACCGAGAAAAAACUUAGGCUGUUCAAAAAAUGUGACAAUCAAAUUAUCUCACAAAAUGUGUCUUCUGUGUUGAAAAGUUUGCUAGAAAGUAAAUUUAUCCUGGAUGGAGAUAGUUUAGUUAUUGAAUAUGUGGAUGAUGACUGUGUAAAAUUGUGAUUUUUGGAAUCCUAGUAAUAAAGUUUUUUUUUUAA